AAAGAGAUGAAAUCAUUAGGAAUUGAGAAGAUCCCUAGCGCUGGGUGCGGGGACUACUCCAGUGGACCUACGGAGAGAAGAUUCAGUCCCUACUCCGACAACGGAGGAUCUGUUGUUGCCAUCGCAGGAGAAGAUUAUGCAAUCAUUGCGUCGGAUACAAGACUUUCAGGCCAGGGUUACGCUAUCCUGAGCCGUGAGCAGCCGAAGCUGUUCAAAUUGUCCAACCAAACCGUCUUGGGAUCCACUGGAUGCUGGUGUGAUAUUCUCACAUUCUGCAAGGUUGCGAGUAUGCGCAUGAAGAGUUACCUCCAUGACCACAGCAAGGUGAUGAACACACCCGCUGUGGCACAGAUGACCUCCGUCAUGCUCUACCACAAGCGCUUCUUCCCCUACUACAUCAGUAACAUCCUGGCUGGAUUGGAUGAGACUGGUAAGGGUUGUGUGUACUCCUACGACCCUGUGGGACACUGUGAGCGGAACAUGUACCGUGCCGGGGGUAGUGCCUGUACACUGCUCCAACCCCUCCUGGAUAAUCAGGUUGGGUUGAAGAAUAUGCCAGGAGAGGAGAAGGUUCCUAUUUCUAUGGAGAAGGCCAUGAAUAUAAUCCAUGACGUAUUUAUCUCCGCUGCUGAGAGAGAAAUCCACACUGGGGACGGAAUAUUCUUCAAUAUUAUCACCAAGGAUGGAAUCAAGACGGAGACUGUUCCGCUGAGACGAGACUAGAGGGUUCCCAUAUCAGUGAUCAAGAACUAGAAUUUAUGGACAAUUAGUCCUUUCCUAAACUAAUUUCUUGACACAUCGUCGGCUUUUCAGUAGGACCUCGUUCCUUAUUUUUUAAAUAUAUUUCCUUCGUUUUCCUUUUCGUCCUGUCGCUGUCCUUUAAUCCUUGGUUACCCUGUCCUACAUAAUAAAUUAAUUUCUAAAUUGUGAUUAAUUCUGCGGUUUUCACAGA
This is a messenger RNA of Eurytemora carolleeae, 952 nucleotides long. RefSeq names its product proteasome subunit beta type-1 (gene Prosbeta6). The transcript has 6 exons. Lineage: Eukaryota; Metazoa; Arthropoda; Copepoda; Calanoida; Temoridae. The record is from RefSeq and is a predicted model, not a curated record. Gene Ontology annotation, cellular component: proteasome core complex. Bases 7 to 723 code for a protein of 238 amino acids.